This is a messenger RNA of Protopolystoma xenopodis, 261 nucleotides long. The record is from the annotation of a GenBank genome assembly. NCBI's taxonomy places the organism in Eukaryota, Metazoa, Platyhelminthes, Monogenea, Polystomatidea, Polystomatidae.
AUGUUCAUACCAAAGCGAGUCUAUCUGACACUACUUCCUACUUGGGAGCACGAAGGAGCAAGUCAUCACUGCAGACGUUUUGCAUUUGUUUUCGAUCGGGCCGACAAAAGACUCGAGCGAACUUCGAAGAGUAUCCAGUCCUGCAUGAGCUGCUCCAAUGGGGCCAAUGCAUUAGGCAAGCACGUUUUCUGGCGGUCGGCUCAACAGUUUGGUACUUUUGUGUGCAUUCUGCAUGCAGCCCAACACGAAGCCAUCGGAUGA